AUCUUCUUCUUCUUCUUCAACCUCGCGGCCGUAGCUUCCACUUCUUAGAGAGACAAAAAACCAGAGUACCGGUGGAGAGGGAAACAAACCCGAUGGGAAAUUGCCAAGCCAUAGACACAGCUUCUCUAAUAAUCCAACACCCAAACGGAAAAGUCGACAGACUUUACUGGCCAGUAAACGCCGGUGAGAUAAUGAAAACAAAUCCCGGCCACUACGUUGCUCUUCUCAUCUCCACAAAAGUUUGCCAAUCGGAAACCACCUCAACCCACCAUCGUCGCCGUGAUAACGACACCCAAACCAACAGCACAAAUUUCAACUCGGUUCGAUUGACCCGAAUCAAGCUUCUGAAGCCUACCGAUUCACUCGUUCUCGGCCAAAUUUACCGACUUGUCACAACCCAAGAUGUUUUGCAGGGGUUGAAAGCCAAACAGGAAGCGAAAAAGAAGAGGAAUUUGUUGGAUUUUGAAGGAAAACAGGGGAAUUCGGAGAAGGGAUCUGAAGGGGAAAUUAAUCAGGGGAUGAAGAAUGAGAGAAACAGAGUGAAGAAAUGCAAUUCAACAGUAUCGACGGCGGCGAAAUCGAGAGGGUGGCAGCCAUCGCUGCAGAGCAUUUCUGAAGGGGGAUGUUGAGGAUUUGAUAUUUGAGAUUAAGAACAUAAUAAUGGUUUAAUGAACACAGAUUUGUGGGUUUUUUUUUCUUUUUUUGGAAGUUUUUAGAGUGAGAUUUGUGCAUAGAAAAUGAGUAGUUAAUUAUAGAACAGAACAGAGGGGGAAAAAAAGAAAAGAAAAGAAAAAAGAAAAACAAAAGAUUGGAUGAAAUAUGAAAUAUUGUAGUUGAAAUUUCAUAUGGAGGAAAUGAAAUUGGGUUUUGCAAGAUUCAAAUCA
Cucumis melo (muskmelon) is the source of this 884-nucleotide messenger RNA. RefSeq lists its product as uncharacterized. Lineage: Eukaryota; Viridiplantae; Streptophyta; Magnoliopsida; Cucurbitales; Cucurbitaceae. The transcript has 3 exons. The record is from RefSeq and is a predicted model, not a curated record. The coding region runs from base 93 to 629 and encodes 178 amino acids.